Pochonia chlamydosporia 170 is the source of this 1596-nucleotide messenger RNA. RefSeq lists its product as hypothetical. The record is from RefSeq and is a predicted model, not a curated record. The transcript has a single exon. The coding region runs from base 1 to 1596 and encodes 531 amino acids. Lineage: Eukaryota; Fungi; Ascomycota; Sordariomycetes; Hypocreales; Clavicipitaceae.
AUGGCUACUGUUAAUGAGCAUCAGAUGCACCGGUCCGCCUCUCCCGAGUCUUCUCCGACACUGGCCAUUGGAGCCUGCCCCGAGUUGUCACGAUGCGUAUCAACUGCUUCGUCUUUAUCGCAUGGCUCAGCCACCGAUGCAAGCUCCCGUGAUUCUCUAGGUGGCGAAUUGUUUUCUCGUCAGUCAUCUGGGUCCUACCGGUCAUCGCGUCAGUCAGAUGUGUCCAAUAUCUCGAGACAAUCAACCCACAGUGUGGAUAGCAAAGGCCGAAGAAGGGGUUAUAUGCGACCGCAGGCGACGGAUUUCGCUGCCAGCGCCAGAUCAAGAGACAGUGUGAUGUGUCUGGGAAGCAUUGCUCACUUGCAAUAUUAUUUCGCCAGAACUGGCCUCUUGGACGGUAAGGGUGGUCAGCUUGCCCGCAAGAAACCAAAUCAGCGUGCCACUCUGGACUUGUCGCUCCUUGAAAGCACGACCACCGGCCCAAGUAUACUCAGCUCAGAUGUGGACUCGUCCUAUGCCUUCAUGGGGAGCAGCCCAGAGCAUGGAAUCCAUGGCAUGGAAGCAAAUGCUACUGUCGACUUCCCAACAGAAGGGGACGAUGGCGAGGACUACUUCGAGGACAGCUUUGCUGAAUCGGAUCCAGGCAUGUUACCCCCAACUGUGAGCACAUAUCACCAAAAAGAGAACCCGAUUCCGAAGCCUCCCACGAUAGAUGAGUUGAAGGCGGAGCUGGAAACGUCCCUACGAGAUACCCAAAAGGCGCUGGAAGAAGUGCAAGCCCGCAAGACUGGCUCGUUUCGAGAAGACCCGGAGGUGCCGCAACUGGCCAAUAUGCCCGAGGAAAACACACAAGGCUGGUACGAAUUGCAAGGCAUGCACAUCCUUGACGUGGUGACAUUAGCGAUCCGGGCUGCCAAGAUGUAUUACACAGCACACGAGAUGCCUGAUCGCCUGGAUGCCAUCAAAUCUGAAAAACAGAUCCGAACUGACCUUUUAGCUGUGAUGGAAGUUCUCAAGCAAAUGGCUACCAGAAACUUCAAGGGCGGGUUGAGAGACGAGGAAGUUAAGACCAUGGUCGGCUGGGUCGAGAGUGUCUUCGACAUACUCAUCAAAGAGCACGAAAUCGAACUUGCUGAGCGAGCGGAACGCAAGAGCUGGAUAUGGCUGAACGGUGACUGGUCUGGACGUGAGGUGGAACGAGAGCUGGCGUUUCUCAAGUCUUUGGAUUCCGAGGGUGAACCUUUGCCUGAGUGGACACCCUUAUCACAGGCAUCUGAAUGUCCAACGCCAUUCCUCCGCAGCCUGCAGAACGGACUGAAGCUUGUCAAGCUGCAUAAUGCUGCUGUCAAAAAGUCCAGAAGACGUUUUGGCGCCAUACCGACCUUCCACAACGACACACAGAAACCAUACCGAUGUGCCGACAAUCUCCGCUAUUGGGUCAAGGCAGCCGAACUCCGCUUCGAGGUGCUGUUGAAGGUUGAUGUCUUGGGAGUUGUUUAUGACAAUGGACCCGAGGUAUGGCACGACUUUGAGGCAGCCAUUAUCAAGUGGUGCAAGCAUGUUCGUGAGGAGCUUGCAAGUGAGCUGGCACAAUAG